Messenger RNA from Drosophila busckii, 705 nucleotides. RefSeq names its product 39S ribosomal protein L35, mitochondrial (gene mRpL35). The record is from RefSeq and is a predicted model, not a curated record. The coding region runs from base 161 to 688 and encodes 175 amino acids. Gene Ontology annotation, biological process: translation. Gene Ontology annotation, cellular component: mitochondrion; ribosome. NCBI's taxonomy places the organism in Eukaryota, Metazoa, Arthropoda, Insecta, Diptera, Drosophilidae. Gene Ontology annotation, molecular function: structural constituent of ribosome. The transcript is spliced from 2 exons.
GUAGUGCAUAUAGAUAAAUGUCAAGCGUGUGAUGUCACAAAAUCCAAGACCAUGUGAUUGUUAGCCUUAAGUGUGAAUAGCAAAUGAAAACAGCUGUUGAUGUUACGCGACAAUCCAUUUGAAGAUUGUGGGAAUUAAUUUAAAUAAAUAAUAAGUGAAAAUGCUGCGUACACUAGUUACGGGUGCGCUACGCGUAUGCCGUGUGCCCCCGGCUUUGGCACUGCAGCAAACACAACGUGCCUGCUUUAGCCAUUGGUCAACUGCAUGUACUGGCGCUCCAGUCCAAAAUAAAGCAAAUUUACUACCAGUUGCCAGAUUCACACCAACUACGCAGCUAUUACAGCCUCCAGUACAAACAGUAUUGCCUACGCGCAGUGUAACCAAAUUCUCGCUCAUCAAAGGUAAACGCAAGUCUGUCAAGGCAGUGCUGAAGCGCUUCAAGCGUCUAGACUGGGGCGCUUGGAUUCGUACACAUACGGGUCGCCACAAGAAGAUGUUUAAGAAGUCUCCUCCCUUGCGUCGCCGCCUGCGUCAACAUGUGUUUACCAAUGCCACGCAAAGUUGGCUGCUGGACAAAAUGGUUACGAGCUUUUGGCGACGCCCCAAACACUACAUUGAUGAUCCAUAUACACCGUACCACAAGCGCGAUGAAUACUUUGCAACUAAAUCGAAAACUUUCAAAGUUUAACUUUUAUUAGCUUGAUU